Manduca sexta (tobacco hornworm) is the source of this 1437-nucleotide messenger RNA. Its product is annotated as ethanolamine kinase 2-like. Gene Ontology annotation, molecular function: ethanolamine kinase activity. Gene Ontology annotation, cellular component: cytoplasm. The record is from RefSeq and is a predicted model, not a curated record. Lineage: Eukaryota; Metazoa; Arthropoda; Insecta; Lepidoptera; Sphingidae. The transcript is spliced from 7 exons. Gene Ontology annotation, biological process: phosphatidylethanolamine biosynthetic process. The coding region runs from base 254 to 1327 and encodes 357 amino acids.
GCUGUGCGACCAAGUCCAAUAGCAUUUUUACUUUUGGCGGUCAUUUUCAUUUUAUCACUAUAUCUUGAAGGAAGUGAGAUCACUAUGAGUUUGUAAGUGGGAGGCAUGUGGGACGUGUUUGCGUGUAAAUAUUCUAGUAACGUAAAAUGAGUACCGCAGUGCAACACAACGCAUUGUACGGGGUAGUGGGUUGCACGAUAGUUACCUGCUCUGUGUAACUCUUAUCAAAAUAUCGUCACUCGACAGUCAUAAAAUGACUUCAGUUUGUCUUCCAGCCGGAGAUGUAUAUGUGCCUGUCACAGUAGAUGAAAAUGAUGUUUAUGGCGGAAUUUUUAAACUUUUGGAGACAAUACGGCCUAAUUGGCCUAAGGAAAAAAUUUCUUUUAAGAUGUUUACUGAUGGCAUUACCAAUAAACUAGUGGCUUGCACUUUAGACAAUUCAAAUAAUGAUCAAAGCAGUGAGGAUGAGAUAGUGCUCGUUCGGAUUUAUGGAAAUAAAACUGAUUUGCUUAUUGACAGAAAUGCUGAGUUAAGAAAUAUAAAAACACUGAAUGUACUUGGAUUGGCUCCUAAAGUAUAUGGUGUGUUUGAAAACGGACUGGCCUAUCAAUAUUACCCAGGUGUUACCUUGAAGCCUGACUCUGUUAUAGAACACAAAAUAUGGCCUUUAGUUGCUAAACAAAUGGGAAAAAUGCAUAAAGUUGAACUUGGAAAUAAUAUCGAGAAGGAACCAAUGGUUUGGAAUAAAAUAGAUCAAUUUUUAAAUUUACUUCCGCAGCCGUUUUCUAUAGAAGCUAAACAAGAAAGAUUUACGAAUAACUUUGGAUCAGUAACAAAACUAAGGAUAGAAUUUGAGCGUCUUAAAUCUCAUCUAAUAAAAACACAGAGCCCAAUAGUGUUUGCUCACAAUGAUUUGCUUCUAGGAAACGUUAUCUACAAUAAAGAUGCAGGAACUAUAUCUUUCAUCGACUAUGAGUAUGCCAGUUACAAUUACCAAGCAUUUGACAUUGCGAAUCAUUUCAAUGAAUUUGUCGGCUUGUCUAUUGGAGACAUUGAUUAUAACAAAUACCCUUCUAAGGAUUUCCAAGUUUCAUGGAUUAAAGAAUACUUAACUGAAUAUUUAAGCGCGACACCAACCCCGCACGAUGUUGAGAAGGUAUAUACAGAAGUGCAGCAUCAUUCUUUAGCUUCACAUUUUCUGUGGGGUAUAUGGUCACUUGUGCAAUAUGAACUAUCUGACAUUGACUUUGAUUUUGGAAGGUAUGCUGUAAUACGCCUGAACAGAUAUUACGAAUUAAAGAACAAAGUGUUUAAGGAAAUCCUAUAAUGCGUAAAAAUGUGAUAAGUAAUUUAAAUACGUGUUGUUCAAAAUAUUUUAAAUAAAUAAGAUAUUGUUUUCGUUUCGUAAAUUGUUCAUUCUAAAUGUGGCACAUCACU